AGUGGUCCUCGAAAGCUUUUUGGCCGCUGGUGUCCGGAGUUUCUCUGCAUUUUAAUUCCGAGAGGUCUCUGAGGUUUUUUUGGUGUCUCUAGGGAGCCCUUGGGUUAGAUCUUUCUCCAGACUCCAGCCUGCCUCUCUCCAGCAGCUCUGCUUGAGUUUACAGAUGUCUACAAAGCUUUAGACUCCCGAGAGAAUAAAGUUUGAGACCUACCAUGACCAUGUCAGCUAAUCGGACCUCUCCCCAGAAAUCCCUGGUCCUGGUUCCAGAGGAACGUGAUAAUUCAUAUGAGGGAUCGGUGUCCUUCAGGGAUGUGGCUGUAGAUUUCAGCAGAGAGGAAUGGCAGCAUCUAGACCUUGCUCAGAGAAACCUAUACCGGGAUGUGAUGCUGGAGACCUACAGUCACCUGCUUUCUGUGGGGUAUGAAGUUCCCCAACCAGAAGUUUUCAUGUUGGAGCAAGGACAGGAGCCAUGGGCAUUGCAGCGUGAUCCACAUGAGAGCUGUCCAGAAGAAUUGUGGCAGAUUGGUGACCAGAUAGAGAGCUAUCAGCAAAGAGAAAACAAAUCUUUAAGAGAUGUUGCUUUCAUCAAGAAAAUUUUGACUACAAAGAAGGAUUAUGAAUAUAAGGACAUUAGAAAAAUAAUUCAUGUGAGCCAAAACAUUCUUUCACCAAAAAGACCCCACCAGUGUGACUCAUUUGGAAAUGCUUUGAAGUAUAAUUUAGAUUUACACAGUCAUUACAGAAACAGUGCAUCAAAGAACAUAAAUAAGAUUACCGAAAAUAUUAAAAUUUCUUCCUAUACUGACCCUGAGUGUUCUCCAACAGGAGAGAAGUUAUGGGACCAUAAUCAAUGUGGGAAAAUCCUCAGCUAUAAACAAGCACCCUCUCAACGUCAGAAAAUUCAUACUGGGGAAAAAUCUUAUGAAUAUGCUGAAUUUGGAAAGAUCUUCACCCAGAAGUCACAGCUCAGGGUACAUCUGAAAGUUCAUACAGGAGAAAAACUCUAUGUGUGCAUUGACUGUGGCAAGGCUUUUGUAAAGAAGCCAGAAUUCAUUACACAUCAGAGAACCCAUACUAGAGAGAAGCCCUAUAAGUGCAGUGAAUGUGGAAAAGCUUUUUUCCAAGUAUCUUCUCUCUUAAGGCACCAGAGAAUUCACACUGGAGAAAAACUUUAUGAAUGCAGUGAGUGUGGAAAAGGAUUCUCUUAUAACUCCGAUCUCAGUAUACAUCAAAAAAUUCAUACUGGAGAGAGACACCAUGAAUGCACGGAUUGUGGCAAAGCAUUUACGCAAAAGUCCACACUCAAGAUGCAUCAGAAGAUUCAUACAGGUGAGCGAUCCUAUAUAUGUAUUGAAUGUGGACAGGCCUUCAUCCAGAAGACACACUUGAUUGCACACCGAAGAAUUCAUACUGGAGAAAAACCAUAUGAAUGCAGUAACUGUGGGAAGUCCUUCAUUUCUAAGUCACAACUCCAGGUACAUCAACGAAUUCACACAAAAAUGAAACCCUUUAUAUAUACUGAAUAUGGAAAGAUGUUCAACAAUAGUUCCAACCUCGUCACACACAAGAAAGUUCAAAUUAGAGAGAAAUCUUCCAUAUGUAAUGAAUGUGGUAAGGCCUUUACAUACAGGUCAGAACUGAUUAUACACCAGAGAAUUCACACUGGGGAAAAACCUUAUGAAUGCAGUGAAUGUGGAAAAGCCUUUACUCAGAAGUCAGCACUCACGGUGCAUCAGAGAAUCCAUACAGGAGAAAAAUCUUAUGUGUGCAUGAAAUGUGGACUAGCCUUCAUCCAGAAGGCUCACUUGAUUGCACAUCAAAUAAUUCACACAGGAGAGAAACCUUAUAAAUGUGGCCACUGCGGGAAAUCCUUUACUUCCAAGUCACAACUCCAUGUACAUAAACGAAUUCACACAGGAGAAAAACCUUAUACAUGCACUAAAUGUGGGAAGGCAUUCACCAACAGGUCAAAUCUUAUUACACAUCAGAAAACUCAUACAGGAGAGAAAUCCUAUAUAUGUCCUAAAUGUGGAAAGGCCUUCACACAAAGGUCAGACUUGAUUACACAUCAGAGAAUUCAUACUGGAGAGAAGCCUUAUGAAUGUGGUACCUGUGGAAAAGCCUUCACUCAAAAGUCACACCUCAACAUACACCAGAAAAUUCAUACUGGAGAAAGACAGUAUGAAUGCCAUGAAUGUGGGAAAGCUUUCAACCAGAAGUCAAUACUCAUUGUGCAUCAGAAAAUUCAUACAGGAGAGAAACCUUAUGUAUGUAGUGAGUGUGGAAGAGCUUUCAUCCGGAAAUCAAACUUCAUUACUCAUCAGAGAAUUCAUACUGGAGAGAAACCUUAUGAAUGCAAUGAUUGUGGGAAAUCCUUCACCUCCAAGUCUCAGCUCCUGGUGCAUCAACCAAUUCACACAGGAGAAAAACCGUAUGUGUGUGCUGUGUGUGGGAAAGCCUUUAGUGGCAGGUCAAAUCUCAGUAAACACCAGAAAACUCAUACUGGAGAAAAGCCCUACAUCUGUUCUGAAUGUGGGAAGACCUUUAGACAGAAGUCAGAAUUGAUUAUACAUCACAGAAUUCACACUGGAGAGAAACCUUAUGAAUGCAAUGACUGUGGCAAAUCUUUCACUAAGAAAUCACAACUCCAAGUGCAUCAGCGAAUUCAUACAGGGGAAAAGCCUUAUGUGUGUGCUGAGUGUGGAAAGGCUUUCACAGAUAGGUCAAAUUUGAAUAAACACCAGACAACGCACACUGGAGACAAACCCUAUAAGUGUGUAGUCUGUGGAAAAGGCUUCGUCCAGAAAUCUGUGCUCAGUGUCCAUCAGAGUAUUCACACUUGAGAGGAACGUAUGAGAAAACCUCAGUGAGAUCAGGUCUGACUGUACAUCAUUGAAUUUGUUCAGAAAAAUACGCAUAUUAUCAUAAGUAGAAAUACCCCAUCAAAACGUCACACAUUACUGUAUCGAAGAGGGCCCUGAAUGAAGGGGGGUCCUUCACACAUUGUCACAUCUUCAUUAAGCCUUGAGGCAUUCAUACAGGAAGAAAAGUAAUUUUGUCAAUUUGGCAGAUUAGAAGAAGGCUUCUCCUGAAAAAUAUGAUGGAACAGGGCACCUGGGUGGUUCAGUUGUUUGAGCAU
Molecule: messenger RNA, 3139 nt
Organism: Enhydra lutris kenyoni (northern sea otter)
Lineage: Eukaryota; Metazoa; Chordata; Mammalia; Carnivora; Mustelidae
Product: zinc finger protein 585A-like
Exons: 5
Coding region: 213-2843 (876 amino acids)
Biological process (GO): regulation of transcription by RNA polymerase II
Cellular component (GO): nucleus
Molecular function (GO): RNA polymerase II transcription regulatory region sequence-specific DNA binding; DNA-binding transcription factor activity, RNA polymerase II-specific
Source: RefSeq, a predicted model, not a curated record